CUAUGUGCCCAUAGCCACAUAAGUUGCGUAAAGCAUGAUUGAGAACAUGCUCCUUCACAGGUCUUGAGGUUCAUUAGACGCUGAUUCACUGUGAGCUGUUGGACAAUGAUGAGUCGGGACAAAUCACGAGUAGAGGUGCUGCUGGAGGAUCCACCAUCAUAGAGCUUAGUUUUCUCAAUAACAAGUUAACUUUCAGUAGUUGUUUCGAUGCCCCACCACAAAAGAUCCGGCAUUAUCUUGAAAGGGCCCAAUGGCGUUAUCAAAAUUUUUGCUACCCACUCUGCAUGAAAACUCUGAAGGGUUACCUUAAAAGAAGAGGAAAUCAAGUCAACAGGAAAGUGAAACCCAGAGUCAGACUAAUUCAGAAAGCAAACACAGAUUCUGGCGGGUCUCGGGUGAGUUGUUUGGCAACAGGAUUUUACCCUCGUCACAUCAACCUGACUUUGUUUGGAGAUGGGCAGCCUGUAUCUGAUCAUGAGAUCACUGGAGGAGAUCUGCUGCCCAAUGGUGAUGGGACGUACCAGAUGAGGAAGAGUCUGGAGAUCAGUGCAGAGGAACAGAGAGAGAAACACAAUUACACCUGCUCUGCUACACACCUCAGUCUGGACAACAAGAUGGAUGUAAUUUUGGAGAAUCCAGGGGAAACAUUUGAGCAGGAAGUUGUCUUUGUGCCUGUGGUUGUGCCAUUGGUGUUGGUAGCUGCCUUAAUUAUAUGGUGGAGAAAGUGCAUUAGAGCUUCCUCUUCAAGUGAAUACUCUGCUUCUAGUAAGUAUUUUCUGUGUAUUUUAUGUAUUUUUGUAGUUGAUGUGUGUUUAUAAAAUAAUCUCAUUUAACAGUUAAAUGUUUUACAAUUAAAUUCGUGAUUUAGGAUUUUUGUUGUUAUUGUACCCCAAGAAUAUAACCGCACAUUUUAUGUAAUUAAAUAUUUUUGACCUAUUGAUUAAAUCUGAAAUUCUUUUUCAGCUACUGAAGACAGUGUAGAAUUAUCAUAAAAGUUUAUAGGUAAAAUGCAUGCCAUAAUUUGAUAUAAAAAAGUCUGUCUUAGAAUGUUUUUCUUUCUUUCUUUUUUUUAUGCACACAAUGCCCAUAGAAAACAUCUAAUGGAGUAUGUAUUUAAAGGCCAAAAAAAGUGCAUUAAUGUGUUAUGUAAAAAAUGUCUCAUAAAUGGUGAAGAAUUAAUUGUUUUCAAUAGCUUUUUUAUGAUUUUGCUAUGUUUACAUUUAAUGUUUAAACUGUCAGUGAAAUAUAUGUUUGGAACUGGAUGUGUUUUAGAAAUAGAAACAUUUUGGACAA
Molecule: messenger RNA, 1293 nt
Organism: Myxocyprinus asiaticus (Chinese sucker)
Lineage: Eukaryota; Metazoa; Chordata; Actinopteri; Cypriniformes; Catostomidae
Product: T-cell surface glycoprotein CD1c-like
Exons: 4
Coding region: 285-818 (177 amino acids)
Biological process (GO): immune response
Cellular component (GO): external side of plasma membrane
Source: RefSeq, a predicted model, not a curated record